UUUGGUUGUAUACACAUAACCAGAAGAUACUUCAUGAUUCGCUUUUUAUGCGUGUAAAGUACAUUCUUAGACUUAUUGCCUAUUAUGCAAAUAAAAUUCUAUUAUAAAAUGGCGAAGAACGAUAGUUCAAUGAUCCUUUGUACAAAUACUGUUCAAGAGAACGAAAGUAUAUUACACGAAUCUUCCAGCAAACAUCAAAUAGAUGCUAAAAGCAACGAAGAUUUUGAGAAGUUGUUUAUGAAACUUAAUUACAUCUGUCAGCUAAAAGCAUCCAAAGAAGAGGUGCAAUCAACUACUUGGAAUAAUAAAAAUGUUAUAACUUACACAUAUGGAGCCAUCCAAGCAUUUCCAUCUGGCUCUUGGUGGGGUAUCCGUAUGGAUUGCUCCAGGGAUCGUGUGCAUGAUCCCUUUGAUGAAAAUAUGCAGAUCGGGCCAUUUGGAGUUACCUCAAUUUGUACUUCGAACAGUAAUCUAAAUGAAGAUGUUGAUUUUGGUAAUUCUCUCACCCUUACGGGUGAAAAAUAUCUUGAUGGAAAGUCUGACAGGGAUCCGCUUAUUAAAAACUAUGAGAAUAAGAUACCAGUGAGAUUAAUCAGAAGUUACAAUCUAUUAAAUGAAUUUGCUCCAAAAACGGGCUACAGAUACGAUGGUCUGUACGUCGUGGCAAACUGUUGGAUAGGUAUAAAUUCAGACGCUACAAAAUAUUACAAAUUCGCUCUAGUACGUUUAAAUAAUCAAGAGCCACCAUUAUGGAGUAUUCAGCAGUCUCCUUUAAGUGGUAGUAAAUCAUACUCGGUUGCACAACUAAUGUCUUUAACUCUUCGAAGCAGCUCAGAGAACACUUCUUCAAGUCCGCAAGAGUUUAGAAAAUACUUGCACAGUUCUGAACGUAUAAUUCAGAAGAGGAAACGUGAGAAAUCUACUGGGUACUUACAAUCUCCGAAUUUCGAAAGCAAAAGAUCAGAUGAGAAAGAAAAGUGUACAUCAGAAAGUGCGAUAGUAACGCGUCACGUAUUUAAAAAGGGAAAUGCAGAAUCUACAUCCGGUGCACCUAGUAUGUCUACUACGUCGGAAAGCAAAUCGUUAACUCAUAUUGGAGCACAAGGCUCCAAAGCUCAUAAUACAAAUAUUUCUAUACGUACAGGACUAUACGAUUCAUCGCAUAAUACACAGAAUGACAUUAAAAAGAAUAUUAUGCCGCAGUUUUGUAGAACCGCUAAACCACUUAAUUUUCUUAAAACUAAUCAAUAUACGGAAACCUUAAAUUUCUCUAAUAUUGAUAAGAGUAGAAGUUCAGAUGGAAAAGUACAAAUUAUUGGAGCAAAUGAAUUUACUAAGCGUGUGAAUUAUAUUUCGCCUAAUACAGUAAAACCAGAUGCUUUGAAAAUAAAAUCAAGUACAGAAAUUAGCGAUAGUCCGACCGAUCUAAUUUCUUGUUACAAAUCCGAAAACAACACCGGCAAAACAUAUGAAAAUGUAAUAAAUGAUUUUAAAGACGUACUUGAAACUAACGCGAGCGUGUCUGAUACUUCCACUAAUAUAUUAAACACGACAAAUAUUUCAACGCAUAAACUUUUACCUAAAGAAGCACAAGAUUUAAAAUCGCUCGACUCCUUAGACACAUUGACACCGGACAAAAUUCUACAUUUAAUUAACAAGAAAUGUCAUCCGCUCUCAAAACUCCUUAUGGGUAAUAUGAUAGGAGUAACAUCAGAACAGUCUAUAGCAUUGAAACCACAUGAUUUGUUAACAGUUCAAUCUGAAAACAAGAAUAAAGUAGAAUUGCAAGAAAGUAGUAUGAAAGAAACAAAGGAGAAGAAAGAUAGUUCGGAUGAUUUAUUGGCAACAAAAUAUUAUAAAUUCAGAAGACAUAGAAGAUUAUCUAGGACAAUGAUGAGUAAACCAGAUGUAAGAAAGUGUGAAAAGAUAUACAAUAAAGAAUUCCAAGAAGGCUCUGUACAGCCUUUAGAUAGUUUGGAACAGAGUGCAAUGGAUUUUAAUAUGUUGGAAGAAGAUGCUUUGAAUUCAAACAAACACAAUACGGAUGUAAAAGAUAUAAUAGUAAAACAGAAACAAAUUAAUUAUCUACCGGAAUCAACAAAAAAUGUUAAUAAGAAUGCAGGAGCUAGAAGUGAGAUAAGAACGCGGUUAAGAACUAUGAAAGCAAUUAAGUCGUCGAUGAAAAAACACAUAAAUAAGAAACAAAGACGAGAAAUUACAAAUUUGUUGAUAGAUGCGAAAAUUGGUCCGAAAAUACGUGGCCCACGAAACAGAAGGCUACGAUGUAUCAGUAACACAUAUACAAAACAUACGCAUGAACGUUUUGCUGCCGGAAUGUGUACCCUAAACAAAUGCCGCAUGAAUUCAGAAAUAUCUGGACAACAAUCAAGCUUCAGGAAUAGAAGUAGAAUUGCGAAAAUCAGAAGCUAUAAACGUAUCAAAGACAAACAGAGUGGAAGUAUUAAAAACUCGGAAGCGUUGAAAGAAAACAGAAUACAUAAGAAUCUCACAGUAUCUAAGAAAGUAGAUAAAAAUGAAAUUAUAAAUAACAAUAACAACAGUGUAGGAGACAAUAAUAAGAAAUCAAAGUCUGUAAAGACUAAUGUUGAAGCAACAAUGAUGCCAAUGGUGGCGAAUCGAAAAAGAAAAUUAAUGUGCUCAGUUUCUACAAAACUAAGAGGGAGUAAAUUUAAACAAGAAAUCCAUGGGAACAGUGACAAAGAAGAUUCCAAACCCUGUAAGACAGAUGCAGUUACUCAAUGUUCCCUCAUUAAAGAACCAUUGAUGAGGAACUUAAAGUUGUAUGAUUUUGGGCAGAAAUGUAAUCGCAGCGAGCAAUACACUUUUAUCAAAAUAGAAUAUGGCGAAAGUAAAGAUGUGAAAUCUGAAACAUGUGAAGCUACUAAAUCAGACCGUGGGAAAAAAAAUCAACAGAAAUAUAAAAAGGACGAAAAAUAUAAAUGUACAAAAUCUAUGUGUAAUACACAAUAUCCUAAACCAACAAAUACAUUGUUAAGUAAUAAUAGUUUGCAUACAAGAGAGCAAAGUAAAUCUUCGAUGGAAAGAGAUGAUUUAAAGAUUGCUCGUCUCAGAUCAAUUGGAUUUAAACCAAUAAUCUCCAACAAUAGCACUGAAAGUGUAAUCGAUCAAAGUAAGGGAAACUCUUCAGAGACUUUCAGUAGUAAAGUGCUAAAGCAAAAUGUUGCUGAGAAGUACAAUAAAUAUACUAACGAAGAGAAUGAUGUUGUAGUAUAUAUGGAUGAUGAAUUGCAGUAUCAAGAUAUUGAGGAUGAGGAUAAGAAUUCUUAUAAUACCAAACGCAAGGCAUUGAAAACAGAAGGUUGUACAUCAGACAAUGAUCAAGAAGAAAGAGAAUCGUGUAAUAAUUCGAGAUUAUUGUUAGAACAAGAUUUAGAAUCACCUUGGCAUGGGUGGAGAAAAGUUGUAACAAAUACAGAUACAUACUGGGUUGGUUGGUAAAAGAAAUUAAAUCUUGUAUGUAUCAAUAAUGUAAUUUUC
This is a messenger RNA of Dufourea novaeangliae, 3519 nucleotides long. RefSeq lists its product as uncharacterized. Bases 85 to 3480 code for a protein of 1131 amino acids. NCBI's taxonomy places the organism in Eukaryota, Metazoa, Arthropoda, Insecta, Hymenoptera, Halictidae. Gene Ontology annotation, molecular function: ubiquitin protein ligase activity. Gene Ontology annotation, biological process: protein ubiquitination; negative regulation of gene expression via chromosomal CpG island methylation. The record is from RefSeq and is a predicted model, not a curated record. The transcript has 3 exons.